Messenger RNA from Closterium sp. NIES-65, 567 nucleotides. The record is from the annotation of a GenBank genome assembly. NCBI's taxonomy places the organism in Eukaryota, Viridiplantae, Streptophyta, Zygnematophyceae, Desmidiales, Closteriaceae.
AUGAGCGCCAUGGGUCACGACAUGAGCUCCAUGGGCGGAGGCUCCGCAUCCGGCGGAGCUGACACCUCCAGCCCCAGCUACGACCCGGAUUCUCCUUCCACCAGUAGCAGCAGCACAUCUGGCGGAAGCAUGUCGAUGAUGAUGAUGCAGAUGUGGUUCUACUGGGGCCCGAACGUGAUUAUAUUGUUCGAGAGUUGGAAAACGAGCAGUUGGGGUUUCUAUCUGCUCGCGUGCUUCCUCGUCGUUGUCUUCUGCGUGCUUCACGAGUUCCUCACGUCGUUCCGGCUGAAGCUGUCCGCCACUCGCCGAUGCCGCGUGAAGGACGCCGAGCAAGGCAGCACCAACAAGGUCCCCUCAUCGAGCAGGAUACGAGCUAAGUGGCUCCUUCUCCCUCCUCCCUCUCCCUCCCUGUUUCUCUCCCUCAUCGCUCUCCUCCCUCUCUCCUCCCUCUCCUUCGUCCUCUCCCUCUCCCACUCACCUCUCCCUUCCAGUGCCGAUGACACCGACGCCGCCAGCAGCAAGAAGGCCUGCCUCUGGCGAUCCCUCCUUGAGCAGGAUGCGAGCUAA